This is a messenger RNA of Symbiodinium sp. CCMP2592, 789 nucleotides long. Lineage: Eukaryota; Dinophyceae; Suessiales; Symbiodiniaceae. The record is from the annotation of a GenBank genome assembly.
AUGAAGCUGGCGAAGGCUUCGCUUUGGAGCCGACGAGGCAGGGAGUCACUGCCGAAGUUGUCACUGACGGGCUGGCGAGUAUCGCCAACUGAAGAAGCCUCAGCAGGGGAUCUGAAGAAGAACUAUGAAGUGCUGGAGAUGAUUGGCCAGGGAUCCUCUGCCCGUGUCUUCCGUGCCCGCCGGAAGAAGGAUGGCCGCGAAGUCGCUAUGAAGUGGAUGGAGGCUGCCGAUGAGGAGCUAGUGCGCAACCGCCGGAAUGAGUUCGAGUUGCUGAGGGAUCUGAAGCAUCCGAAUCUCGUUCAGGCCAUCGAAUUCGUGCACAUGCAGACUUCGGCGGUGCUCGUUUUAAGCUACCAUCCAGGUAGCACCCUUCAUGGUGCAGUCAGGCAUUCGCUUGAAGGGCGUUUCGCUGAACCAGUGGCGCAAAGUCUUUUUCGCCAACUGGUCAGUGCUGUAGUCUACCUUCACGCUGCGCGUAUCCUGCACCGCGAUAUCAAGCCGGAGAACAUUCUAGUGUCCUCGGACUUGGAGACACUUCACUUGACAGACUUCAAUGCAUCGAGGUCUCUUCGCGAGGGCGGCUCGCUGACCAUGACUGGCACUCUGGAGUAUGCUGCUCCUGAGGUCCUGGCCGGCGAGUCUCCUUCGGAGAAGCACGACGUUUGGGGCCUAGGUCUGUGCCUGCACCUGAUGGUGAUAGGUCAGCUUCCACGUCGUAUGCACGAUUAUGCAAAGUUUUCAGAUUUCUGUGCCUUGGCGAAGUGCUUUUGGGUACCACAUGCAGAAUAG